Arvicola amphibius (Eurasian water vole) is the source of this 6205-nucleotide messenger RNA. RefSeq names its product periplakin (gene Ppl). Gene Ontology annotation, molecular function: cadherin binding; structural molecule activity. The record is from RefSeq and is a predicted model, not a curated record. Gene Ontology annotation, cellular component: cytoplasm; intermediate filament; cytoskeleton. Gene Ontology annotation, biological process: intermediate filament cytoskeleton organization; wound healing. NCBI's taxonomy places the organism in Eukaryota, Metazoa, Chordata, Mammalia, Rodentia, Cricetidae.
CCUGUCCCAGUAGUGACCCAGAGUCGCGGCCCUCCUCACUAGGGGCUCCGCGCGCCGCCACCACCUCCGCCUUUCACCUGAGCCCGCCGCCCGCUUUCGGUGCGCGCCGGGCCUGUCGCCGCGUCCCAGGUCCCUCCGUCCCAAGCGCCACCAUGCACUCGCUCUUCAGGAAGAAAAACAAAGGCAAAUACAGCCCAACGGUGCAAACCCGGAGCAUCUCCAACAAGGAACUCUCAGAGCUGAUUGAGCAGCUGCAGAAGAAUGCGGACCAGGUGGAGAGGAACAUUGUGGACACCGAGGCCAAGAUGCAGAGUGACUUGGCCCGGCUACAAGAGGGGCAGCCUCCUGAGCACCGGGACGUGGCCCUGCAGAAGGUGUCUGACUCAGAGAAGCUGCUGUACGUGCUGGAGGCGGAUGCGGCCAUUGCCAAGCACAUGAAGCAUCCACAGGGGGACAUGAUCGCUGAGGACAUUCGCCAGCUGAAAGAGCGCGUGACCAACCUACGGGGAAAACACAAGCAGAUGUACAGCCUGGCAGUGAAGGAGGCUGAACCGAAGGUCAACUGGGCUGCACUGGUGGAUGAGAAGCUGGACAAGCUGAGCAGCCAGGGCUUUGGGACUGACCUUCCUCUGGUGGACAGCCAGGUGGAACAACACAACAUCUUCCACAACGAAGUCAAAGCCAUUGGACCCCACCUGGCCAAGGACAAGGAACAGAACAGUGAACUCCAGGCAAAGUAUCAGAAGUUGCUGGCAGCGUCGCAGGCACGGCAGCAGCACCUGAGCUCCUUGCAGGACUACAUGCAACGCUGCACCAACGAGCUGUACUGGCUGGACCAGCAGGCCAAGGGCCGCUUGCAGUAUGACUGGAGCGACCGCAACCUCGACUACCCCAGCCGCCGGCGCCAGUACGAGAAUUUCAUCAACCGGAACCUAGAGGCCAAAGAAGAAAGGAUCAACAAACUGCACACUGAGGGAGACCAACUGCUGGCAGCGGAGCACCCAGGGAGGAACUCCAUUGAGGCACACAUGGAGGCCGUGCAUGCGGAGUGGAAACAGUACCUGAACCUGCUCAUCUGUGAGGAGAGCCACUUGAAGUACAUGGAGGACUACCACCAGUUUCACAAGGACAUCAAGGAUGCUCAGGAGCUGCUACACAAGGUGGACUCGGACUUGAACCAGAAAUACAACCCCGACUUCAAGGACCGGUACCAGAUAGAGCUGCUGCUGCGGGAACUGGAUGACCAGGAGAAGGCUCUGGACAAGUAUGAGGACGUGGUACGGGGGCUGCAGAGGCGAGGGCAGCAGGUGGUGCCACUCAAGUACCGCCGCGAAACACCGCUCAAGCCCAUACCUGUAGAGGCCCUCUGUGACUUCGAGGGUGACCAGGGCCUGAUCUCUCGGGGCUAUAGCUACACUCUGCAGAAGAACAAUGGGGAGAACUGGGAACUGACAGAUAGCACCGGGAAGAAGCUGAGUGCCCCAGCUGUCUGCUUCAUCAUUCCCCCCACCGACCCUGAGGCCUUGGCUCUUGUUGACAGUCUGGGCAGCCAGUACCGGAGUGUGCGGCAGAAGGCAGCUGGGAGCAAGCACACACUCCAGCAGCGGCAUGAGGUGCUAAGGACAGAGAACCCUGGAGAUGCCUCUGAUCUGCAGGGGCGACAGCUGCUGGCUGGCUUGGACAAAGUGGCCAGUGACCUGGACCGACAGGAGAAGGCCAUCACAGGGAUUCUACGGCCACCGCUUGAGCAGGGACGGGCAAUAGAAGAUAGUACUGAGCGGAUCAAGGACCUCAAGAACAUCACCAGUGAGCUGCUGCAGAUUGAGCCAGAGAAGACACAGCGCACAGCUGAGUGUGAGGCCUUCGUGCAGGCCCUCCCGGGCAGCGGCACUACCCCCUUGCUGAGGACCCGGAUGGAAGACACCAACCAGAAAUAUGAACGACUGGUACAGCUGCUAGAUGCAGCCCAGAAGAAGAUGGAUGUGGCCAACCACUUGGAGAAGAGUCUUCAACGGGGCAGGGAAUUGUUGGCCUCACAUGAGAACCGGCUGAUCCAGGAAGACACAAUGCCUGAAAGUGGCCACAUGUUGGACAACAAGAGGCAGGAGCUGGAGGCCAUGGCUUCUGAGCUGCAGGCUGAGAAAUCCCUCCUGGGUGAGGUGGAACAGAACCUGCAGGUGGUCAAGCAGUGCUCCAACUCACUGGCCAGUCGCUUCCAAGAGCACUGCCCUGACCUGGAGCGCCAGGAGGCCGAGGUCCACAAGCUGAAGCAGCGUUUCAACAACCUCAGCCAGCAGGUGGAACGCAGGGCCCAGAGCCUGCAGAGUGCCAGGGCUGCCUACAAUGAGUACCGCCGUGGUUAUGACCAAGUGCUCCAGUUCUUGGCUAACACCCCCAGCUACCAGCCUCAGGAGACAGACAGCCUCAGCCAGGUGGAGACCAAGCUGAAGAACCAGAAGAACUUGCUUGAUGAGAUAGCAAGCAGGGAACAAGAGGUGCAGAAGGUCUAUAUGGAUUCCCAGCAGUACCAGCAAGCUGUGAAGGACUACGAGCUGGAAGCAGAGAAGCUGAGGUCCCUGCUGGACUUGGAGAAUGGACGGAACAGCCAUUUGAACAAGAGAGCCAGGCUGCAGUCUCCUGCUGCCAGGGUGAAGGAAGAGGAAGCUACUCUUGCUGCCAAGUUCACGGAGGUCAAUGCCAUCAACAGACAGAGGCUGCAGAACUUGGAGUUUGCACUGAAUCUCCUGAGACAGCAGCCAGAAGCAGGAGUGACCCAUGAGACUCUGCAAGGGGGCAAGCUGGGCUCCAACACAGAGGAAAACAUGAGAAUUAAGAAGGAAUUGGAGGAGGAGAUGGAGCGAAGGCAGCAGCUGGAAAAUGAGGUCAAGAGUGCCCAGAAGGAAAUCCAGAGUCUGAAGGAUCAGGGGCCUCAGGAGUCAUUGGUGAGGAAGGAGGUGCUGAAGAAGGUGCCAGACCCCACCCUGGAAGAGAGCUUCCAGCAGCUGCAGCAGACCCUGGCUGAUGAACAACACAAGAACCAGCUGUUGCAGGAGGAGCUGGGAGCACUGCAACUCCGGCUGAAGUCCCUAGAGCAGGAGACCAGGAACGGGGGACAAGAAUAUGUGGUCAAGGAGGUCUUGCGCAUUGAGCCAGACAGAGCCCAGGAGGAUGAGGUACUGCAGCUUCGGGAGGAGCUGGAGGCACUGCGACGGCAGAAAGGUGCCCGCGAGGCUGAGGUGCUCCUCCUACAGCAGCGCGUGGCAGCCCUGACUGCUGAGAAGAGCAGGGUGCAGGAGAAGGUUACUGAGAGGGAGGUGGUAAAGCUGCAGAAUGACCCUCAGCUGGAAGCAGAAUACCGGAGGCUGCAGGAGCAGCACGAGCAGGAGGGUACACUCAAGGAGAAGCAGGAAGAGGAGUUGAGUUUCCUGCAGGCUAAGCUUAGAAGACUGGAGAAAGAACGGGCCAUGGCAGAAGGCAAGAUCACUGUCAGGAGGUGCUCAAGGUAGAGAAAGAUGGCAGCCACAGAGAGGGAGGUCAAUGAUCUCACCCGCCAAUAUGAGGAUGAGGCUGCCAAGGCACGCACUGGCCAGCGGGAGAAGACAGAGCUUCUGAGAAAGAUAGGGGCACUAGAAGAGGAGAAUGCCAGUGUGGUACAGGAGAAGGUCCGGGAGAUCGUGCGGCCAGACCCCAAGGCAGAAAGUGAAGUGGCCAACCUCCGCCUGGAAUUGGUAGAGCAGGAGCGCAAAUAGGGUGCUGAGGAGCAGCUGAAGAGCUACCAGAGUGAGCUGGAGGCCUUACGGAAGCGUGGACCCACAGGUGGAAGUCAAAGAAGUGACCAAGAGGUCAUUAGAUACACGACUGACCCAGAGACCGAGCAGGAGCUCCGCGGGCUAAGGGAGGAGAUCAUGGACAACAGGCUAAUAGAAAGGUGUGCUGAGAUCUACCAGUUGAAGCAGGAGAUCCAGGCCCUGAAGGACACCAAGCCACAGGUGCAGACUAGAGAAGUAGUCCAGGAGAUCCUGCAGUUCCAAGAAGACCCAACCAAGAAGGAGGUAGAAUCUCUGCGUAUAAAGCUGUUGGAAGAACAGAAGAAACGUGACCUAGAAGGGGAACGGGCAUCCCAGGAAGGGAAGAUCCAACGCAAAGAGGAAGAGCUGGCACAGGGCAAGGAAAGGGUUAUACGCCAGGAGGUGGUGCAGUAUGAAGAUGAGCCAGACUUAAGAGCUGAGGUGACUGCCUUCACAGACAGCAUUGAUGCCGAGCUGCGACAGAUUGACAAGCUGCGUGUGGAGCUGCGGCGGCUACAGCACUGCCGAGCAGAGCUGGAGCGGCAGUUGUAGGAACUGGAGCGUGAGCGGCAGGCACGCAGGGCACUGAGUGAGGUGCAGAGGCUUCAGCAGCGGCUGGCUGCACUGGAGCAGGAGGAGGCCAAGGCAGGUGAGAAGGUAACCACACACAGAAGGUGGUGCUGCAGCAGGACCCCACAGCAAACCAGGGAGCAUGCCCUGCUCCGAGCCCAGCUGGAGGAAGAGCGGCACCGGAGGCAGCUACUGGAGGCGAGCUUGAACCCCUUCGUGAAGUUGGCUACCCUGGAGAAGACAGAGAUCAAGGAAAAGGUGGUCUUCUCUGAGAGCGUUCAGGGAAAAGGUGACACUGAGCAAGAGAUCCAGCGGCUCAAGAAGAGCCUGGAAGAGGACCGGAGCAAGAGGGAGCUAGAUACAGAGAUGGACAGGCUGGAAGCAAAGUUAUCUGAGUUAGAAUUCUAUAAUUCUAAUCAUCCAAGGAACUGAUUCCUCAGAGAAGAAAACCACAAGCUGCAGCUAGAGCGGCAAAGCCUACAGCUGGAGACCCGGAGACUCCAAUCAGAGAUUGAGAUGGCAACAACAGAAACUCGAGAUCUAAGGAACAUCACCACAGUGGAUUCUGGAACCCACCUCAACUCUAGGCUGUGGUCCCUAGAGAAGGAACUGGAUGACCUCAAGAAAAUGUCCAAGACAAGGAAUCUGGAGAUUGAUGAACUGCAAAGGCGCCUGGGCUCUGUGGCCGUCAAGAGAGAGCAGAGGGAGAACCACCUAAGGCGUUCCAUAGUAGUCAUUGACCCUGACACAGGCCGCGAGCUCCCAGAGGAGGCCCAUAGGGCUGGGCUCAUCGACUGGAACAUGUUUGUGAAGCUCAGAAGCCAGGAGUGCGACUGGGAGGAGAUAUCAGUGAAAGGCCCUAAUGGGGAGUCAUCAGUGAUCCAUGACAGGAAGUCUGGCAAGAAGUUCUCUAUUGAGGAUGCUUUGCAAAGUGGAAGGCUAACCCCUGCUCAGUAUGACCGCUACAUCAACAAGGAUAUGUCCAUUCAGGAGCUGGCAGUCUGGUUUCUGGGCAGAAGUAGGUCCAACUCUUCUGCCUGGCUUUCCUUGGAGGGGGGUGGUUGGCUUGCAACCUCCUAGGUGUCUUUCGCUCCCCAGUCCUCAUGAAGGCCUUUGAGCUAGGUGUUAUCCACACUGUAUCAGGCUGAUUACAAUGCAGCUUUUGUAGUACCAGCACAGACACCAACUGGAGAGGCAACUCUCAGCUCAGCAUUAUUCAGUCUGGUGAUUGACUUGCUCCCACAUCAAUACCUGAUAGUCUCUUCUCUCCCUUUCCUAUAUGUUCCCAUCAUUGGUGCUUACAGCUGGAAACUAUAGCACUCGGAAAUAUUGCAGACACAUUCACCAAAACAGCAUGGGGCUUUAGCAUGUCAUAUUACACAGUGAAAUAGAGGGCAGAAGGCCUCCUUUCUGACUCUUUCCACUCAAGACUGGGUCAUUGGGGCUGUUGACCUUCCUUCUCUCACCAUUUCAACUUUUAGGCUGGGAUCAAACUAUCAGCAAUGCCCACUCAGUAAUAGUGACUCUUCCCAUGAGACAGACUGAAAAUGUGUCCGGAAUCCACAAUGCCUGGCUCUUGGUGCUAGAAAGCUAGAAAAAUGUGCAGAAGACAGGCAUCAACAGCUGUUUCCUACUCUUCUGAAGUGAAAAGAGCUUAGUAAUGGAUAUGUGCUACCCUUCCUUUCAGUGCCUUACAAGUCCUCAUUAUCUCACUGGCAUUUAGAUAUAUGAAGGUUGAUCAUCAAAUUUCUGCUUCUCUGUAUCCAAGUAUUAUGUAAGAAAUGGGAAGUGUAGGGACUUUAUUUGUAGCAUGAAAAUAAAAAUCUGGUGGCUGCUUCUAACUCUAA